Molecule: messenger RNA, 2202 nt
Organism: Carassius auratus (goldfish)
Lineage: Eukaryota; Metazoa; Chordata; Actinopteri; Cypriniformes; Cyprinidae
Product: reticulon-4-interacting protein 1 homolog, mitochondrial-like
Exons: 4
Coding region: 336-830 (164 amino acids)
Cellular component (GO): mitochondrion
Source: RefSeq, a predicted model, not a curated record
UUUUCGCUGAACCUGAUGGUAUAAAGCAGUUAGGUGUUUUAUUUAUAACCAAUGACGGGUUUAUGACACCGUGAGAGAUUCUGAGGAGAAGAGCUUUGGAGUGUUUUAGAUUGAUCAAUCAUGUUUAUGUGUAGAAGGUGGUUGGUUUGCUCGGUGAGGAGCUUCAGUUUCUCAGCCUCCCUCAGGAAUGUAAUGCCCGCAUGGGUCAUCGACAAAUACGGGGAAAACGAGGUGUUGAGAUUCACCAAGAACGCUUCCGAUCAUCAAAUAUCCCAAUGAAGUGACCGUGAAGGUGCACGCUGCGGGUUUAAAUCCCCUCGACAUCAGCAUGAGAGAUGGUAAAGGCCUGGGGCGCCCAUGUGACUGUAACAUGUUCCCAGAAUGCCGAGCGGCUGGUGAGAGAUCUGGGUGCUGAUGAUGUUAUGGACUACACUGCUGGACCGGUUGAAAAACAACUACAGACAUUACAGAAGUUUGAUUUGAUUUUAGAUAAUAUUGGGGGUGAAAGUGAGAAAUGGGCACUAGAUUUUCUGAAGCCCUGGAAUGGUGCUAAAUAUGUUACUCUAGUAACACCAGUCCUGCACAACACAGACCGACUGGGCCUCGCAGGUGGAAUGAUGCAGUCUGGAGUCAAAAUAGGAUGCAAAGUGCUGAAGCACCUUAGGAAAGGAGUGUACUAUCGCUGGGGUUUCUUUGCUCCUAGCGGCCCUACGCUGGACGAGAUCAGUGAGAUGCUGGAAAGGUACAGAAGUCUGUGUGUGUCUGACAUGUCUCUUCGAUCUGUCAUGAUUUUCAGUUUUUGCAGUUUGGGUUGUUCACACGGACAGUGAUUUACAUAAGUCAAUCUAUUUUCCCCUGCAGAAUCUCGCAGGAAGACAAAUGUCUCAUCAAAACAGAACGACAUCUUAUCUUUACCAGCAAUACAAAAUGUCUGUGAUCACACUUCCACAUUUACUGGAGCACAGAAACAAGACAGAACAGUCAUUAUGAACUCGUGUUAUUACAGUGCAUCAGCUUCAUGGUGGGAAAAACAGUGUGAAGUGUAGCUAACCAUAUGAUAAACAUCAGGUGUUGCAGAUAGCAGACCCACUGUAUGCACAAGAAAAACAUUUCACUGAAAGAGUAGUUCUGGAGCUGAGAUUUCGGUGAAUUUAAUGUCACACAUUAUAGAAAAGAAAGAAACCAUAUGAAAAAGUUAAAGUACUAUAUUAUUUGAUUAUUUCUGUUUCUAUUGUUUGAUGUUAAGCAGCAUUUAAAGGAGCUUUUCCAUAAUGGUAAGUAGAAAAACAGAACAUCACAGCAGUGCAGCUGGCAGGAAAUGUGUCUCAUCUCAUUUCCUUUAAAGCAGUGUGCUGUUGUGCCUGCAAGUGCUGUGUUUGCUAACCAACUAUGUUUAUGUUUCCGCUCUUAACUUUAGGACUGUGGUUAAUGAGUGUUUUAAGAAGAUAUACACGAGACUAAAAUCUUCAAUAUUUUAGAACCGUGUUUGGCCAGACUUCUGGUUAACUCCUAACCACGUUGGAAGUCUAAAGUAUUGAUUUUGUUCAUAUUAGUGUUGUUAAUGCUUCAGAUUGCAGACAUUCAGAUUCUAAUCAAUUGACAUCUGAUAAGGAAUGAAAUAAAUCAGUUCAGCACAUCAUGUGUUUCCUGAAGACAACAGUACAUUUACCACAAAGGUGACUCGACGACUCUUUACAGGUACAAAGCAAAUCCACUACUCCGAGCUUGGUUCUUGUGUGGGUCACAUACCUGCAGUUUCUUGUUUACUAGCUCCGAGUUUUAACCACAACACCACACUACUACACCCACAGUAUACACACACUUGACACCCCCACCACUCGAGCACCACCUAAUGUAUCACAGGCGCACUUUAAAAAUGUAUAUUCAGUGGAUUUGGAUGAGAUUAACGUGACACAGAUGAGUCAUCAUCACGUUAAACUGCAGGCAUUAUUCAAGUCCUCUCAGGAUGUUCAAUUUCACUUCUUAUAUUUGUGUUGUUGUGUCGUUGUAGGUCCGUCCCGUGGUGGAGGAAGUGUUCUCUUUUGCUCAGGUGCCUCAAGCCUUUCAUAAAGUAGAGCAGGGUCAUGCUGGUGGCAAAACUGUAGUCUCCAUCGAGGACCAAAAAGAGUAACUACAGCAACCAAAAAUAUACCUAUGGUGGCACUUUUUUCAGUGUCUGAUGAAUUAAAAACAUUUGUCUAA